Messenger RNA from Neofelis nebulosa (Clouded leopard), 8581 nucleotides. It is a transcript of the gene RBM26, whose product is annotated as RNA binding motif protein 26. Gene Ontology annotation, biological process: mRNA processing. The transcript has 23 exons. The coding region runs from base 467 to 3535 and encodes 1022 amino acids. Gene Ontology annotation, molecular function: RNA binding; metal ion binding. Gene Ontology annotation, cellular component: nucleus. The record is from RefSeq and is a predicted model, not a curated record. NCBI's taxonomy places the organism in Eukaryota, Metazoa, Chordata, Mammalia, Carnivora, Felidae.
UUAUCGGCAGCCAUCUUCUUGGGGGUGCUGGGAGCCGGGAAGACCCCCCGAAUCGUUCCCAUUGAGCUGCCCUUCGUCUUCGCUUUCUUCACUUUUGCCUGUUCUCCGUUGCCAACACCACCUGGUUCCGAGGCUGAGAGAAAGCUCGGAUCUAGGCGCGUGUCGACCUCCCGGUCCAAGAAGAUUUGCUUGGGUGGAGGGAAAGGGGAGGGCUCGGGCAAACCGUUGCUGCCUCAGCCCGGGCCGGGGUCCGGGGACGGGGAGCUCCUGGCACCCCGUGGAUUCGCGGCCUGCGACGGUACCCGCAGAGCUGUUCGCCGAUCCGGGCUCGCGGGAACCUGCCACCGGCGCCUCCCACCGCGGCCCACGCGGGCGGCGCGCGGAGGAGGGGGCGGGGGCAGCGGCGGCUGUAGCGGCCGAGACCUGGGCGGGCGGAGGAGUGUGACGGGCCUCGGGGCCGCUGUGGAUGGUUUCUAAAAUGAUCAUUGAAAACUUCGAGGCACUCAAGUCCUGGCUCAGCAAGACUCUCGAGCCCAUCUGUGAUGCAGAUCCAUCAGCCCUAGCAAAAUAUGUUCUCGCUUUGGUAAAGAAAGAUAAAAGUGAAAAAGAGUUAAAGGCAUUAUGUAUUGAUCAACUGGAUGUAUUUCUUCAAAAAGAGACACAGAUAUUUGUGGAAAAACUUUUUGAUGCUGUGAAUACAAAGAGUUAUCUACCUCCUCCAGAGCAGCCAUCAUCAGGAAGCUUAAAGGUAGAGUUUUUUCAGCACCAAGAAAAAGAUAUAAAAAAAGAAGAGAUCACAAAGGAGGAAGAGCGAGAGAAGAAGUUUUCCAGAAGGCUAAAUCAUAGUCCUCCCCAGUCAAGUUCCCGAUACAGAGAAAAUAGAAGUCGUGAUGAGAGGAAAAAAGAUGAUCGUUCUCGCAAAAGAGAUUAUGAUCGAAACCCUCCUCGAAGAGAUUCAUACAGAGAUCGGUACAAUAGAAGACGAGGCCGAAGUCGCAGUUACAGCAGGAGUCGGAGUCGAAGUUGGAGUAAAGAGAGACUUCGUGACAGGGACAGGGAUAGAAGUAGGACUAGAAGCAGAAGCAGAACACGAAGCCGGGAAAGGGAUCUAGUAAAACCUAAAUACGACCUGGAUAGAACAGAUCCACUAGAAAACAAUUAUACUCCAGUCUCUUCGGUACCCAAUAUAUCAUCUGGUCACUACCCUGUACCUACUUUGAGCAGCACUAUUACAGUAAUUGCUCCUACUCAUCAUGGUAAUAACACUACCGAAAGUUGGUCUGAAUUUCAUGAAGACCAAGUGGACCAUAACUCAUAUGUAAGACCACCCAUGCCAAAGAAACGGUGUAGAGACUAUGAUGAAAAAGGUUUCUGUAUGAGAGGAGACAUGUGCCCUUUUGACCACGGAAGUGACCCCGUAGUUGUAGAAGAUGUGAAUCUUCCUGGCAUGCUGCCUUUCCCAGCACAGCCUCCAGUUGUUGAAGGACCACCUCCUCCUGGACUUCCCCCACCUCCACCAAUUCUUACACCCCCACCUGUGAAUCUGAGACCCCCAGUGCCACCACCAGGCCCAUUACCACCCAGCCUUCCACCUGUCACAGAUGAUAUUUCUUAUUCUUUGGUUUUGACAGGACCACCACCUCCACUUCCUCCUUUGCAGCCAUCUGGCAUGGAUGCUCCCCCAAACUCUGCAACCAGUUCUGUUCCUACCGUAGUAACGACUGGCAUCCAUCACCAGCCUCCUCCUGCUCCACCCUCUCUUUUUACUGCAGUUUUUGUAUUACCAGAUACAUAUGACACAGACGGCUACAAUCCUGAAGCCCCCAGCAUAACAAACACUUCCAGACCUAUGUAUAGACACAGAGUGCACGCACAGAGGCCUAACUUGAUAGGACUGACAUCAGGGGAUAUGGAUUUGCCACCCAGAGAAAAGCCUCCUAAUAAAAGCAGUAUGAGGAUAGUAGUGGAUUCUGAAUCAAGGAAAAGAACCAUUGGUUCCGGGGAGCCUGGAGCUCCUACAAAGAAGACCUGGUUUGAUAAGCCAAAUUUUAAUAGAACAAACAGCCCAGGCUUCCAGAAAAAGGUUCAGUUUGGAAAUGAAAAUACCAAACUUGAACUUAGAAAAGUUCCUCCAGAAUUAAAUAAUAUCAGCAAACUUAAUGAACAUUUUAGUCGAUUUGGAACCUUGGUUAACUUACAGGUUGCUUAUAAUGGGGAUCCUGAAGGUGCCCUUAUCCAAUUUGCAACAUAUGAAGAAGCAAAGAAAGCAAUAUCCAGUACAGAAGCAGUACUAAACAAUCGCUUUAUUAAGGUUUAUUGGCACAGAGAAGGAAGUACCCAGCAGUUACAAACUGCUUCUCCAAAGGUAAUGCAGCCCUUAGUCCAGCAGCCCAUUUUGCCUGUUGUGAAGCAGUCAGUCAAAGAGCGGUUGGGUCCAGUACCUUCAAGUACUGUUGAACCGGCAGAAGCCCAAAGUGCCAGUUCAGACCUUCCUCAGAAUGUAACUAAAUUAUCUGUGAAGGACAGGUUGGGUUUUGUAUCAAAGCCAUCUGUUUCAGCAACUGAAAAGGUGUUGUCUACAUCUACUGGCCUAACUAAAACAGUAUAUAAUCCAGCUGCUUUGAAGGCUGCACAGAAAACCUUACUUGUUUCCACCUCUGCAGUUGAUAAUAAUGAAGCACAGAAAAAAAAACAGGAGGCACUGAAACUUCAGCAGGAUGUAAGGAAAAGGAAACAAGAAAUUUUAGAAAAGCACAUUGAAACACAGAAGAUGUUAAUUUCAAAACUAGAGAAAAACAAAGCAAUGAAGUCUGAAGAUAAAGCAGAAAUAAUGAAAACUUUAGAAGUUUUGACAAAAAAUAUUACCAAGUUGAAAGAUGAGGUCAAAGCUGCUUCUCCUGGACGUUGUCUUCCAAAGAGUAUAAAAACCAAGACUCAGAUGCAGAAAGAAUUGCUUGAUACGGAACUGGAUUUAUAUAAGAAGAUGCAAGCUGGAGAAGAAGUCACUGAACUUAGGAGAAAGUAUACGGAAUUACAGCUGGAAGCUGCAAAACGAGGGAUUCUUUCAUCUGGUCGGGGUAGAGGAAUUCACUCAAGAGGUCGAGGUGCAGCUCACGGCCGAGGCAGGGGUCGAGGUCGAGGUCGAGGUGUGCCUGGUCAUGCUGUGGUGGAUCAUCGUCCCAGGGCAUUGGAAAUUUCUGCAUUUACAGAGAGUGAUAGAGAAGAUCUUCUUCCUCAUUUUGCGCAAUAUGGUGAAAUUGAAGAUUGUCAGAUUGAUGACUCUUCACUUCAUGCAGUAAUUACAUUCAAGACAAGAGCAGAAGCUGAAGCAGCUGCAGUUCAUGGAGCUCGUUUCAAAGGGCAGGAUCUAAAACUGGCAUGGAAUAAACCAAUAACUAAUAUUUCAGCUGUUGAAACAGAAGAAGUUGAACCUGAUGAAGAGGAAUUUCAGGAAGAGUCUUUGGUGGAUGACUCAUUACUUCAAGAUGAUGAUGAAGAAGAAGAGGACAAUGAAUCUCGUUCUUGGAGAAGAUGAUUUGACUGAUCAUUGAUCUGCAUAUGCUAGAACUCUACCUGUGUUUCAUUAGUAUUAUCUAAUGUACUUUUACAUAUUUGUAAAAACAAUUUUUUGGUAAAAUGUGAUGAAGAUGGAUUUCACAAAUAGACAAAAGAGAAGAAAACUACCUUCUGAUCCUGUAUUUUGAAAGAUUGAUGUUUGCAUUUUAUUUCAGUAAACAAUUGCUAAAGACAUCACACUAGAAACAUAUGCAAUGUUUUUAUUACAUACUUCUACUGAACAUUACAGAAUUCUUUGGGUUCUUUGUAAUUUAAUGAAUAGGUCUAAAAACUUAUGACCAAUACUUGUUAUAACUUAGAGGAUUUUGUUUUACUCCAAAUAAGGAAUGAAUUUGCAUUUAAAAUCUUAAUGAAUGUUUUCAAAAAUGAAUAGAUAACAUAGUACUCUAACUAAAGUCUCCAAGUUAUGUAUUCAUAAUAUUACAUAGUAGUAUGCUUAGGCUUUACUAUGUAUUAGCCUUUUGUUGGACUUGUGUAUGUAUUUUACCAUAUGGGUUUUAAUGAUAACGGUGUAUGACUGCUUUGCAUAUGAGUCCUUAUACAUUCAGAUGUUAAAAAUAAAGCGGAAUGGUCUCUUGAAAAGAACAGAAAAGAGAAGAAAAGAAAAUGACAAAAAAAAAAAAGCCCACAAAGACCAAGACAAUGUUCCUUGAUUUUAAAAAAGAAAAAAAAAAAAAAAAAAAAAAAAGAAAAGAAAAAAAAUUAAAAUAAAUAGACCAUUCCAGAUGGUGAUCUACCCUUCCCCCCAAUUAUCACAAAAGGAGCUAUAAUCACUAACUUAUUAAUAAUGAUUACUGGUACCUUUACAAAUAAUGUACAAUCCAAUGUUAAAAAUUUAUACCACUUCAGUUUGGUUUGAUCCUAUAAAUUUUCAACAGCUGUCUUAAAAUUUAAAAGCAGGCUGAUUAGUUUGGAACCAGACUUCAAGUAGAGCUAACAUUUGGUGAAUAAGAAAACAUCACAUUACAUUUUGGAUGUAUGAAAGAAAACUUGACCAUUUGAAGAUGUAUGAAUAAAGAAAUGUACUAUAGAUACUACUUUAGGAAAACACUGUUUGGUAAGUGUUCCAGUCUGAUAUUUUAAGUGUGCAUUUCCUAUACUUUGUAUAAAAAUCUUUGACAUUUGACACAAUAUUGUGAUUUUUAAGUGGAUUUCUCUGGCAAAUGAACGUGAUCAUUGAAAGUUGAUAAAACAGCAGUUUCAGGAAAUAAAUGCAUUCUUUGUAGAUUGAGGGGGUGGGAGAUUACCUGUUUAUCUUUUAAAAUUCAUCAUUUCAGUUGCAAGUGUUCCUGCCCCUUCUGAGAUUAUAGUGAUUAUAUUAAAUGUCACAUUAAAAAAAAAAAAAAAAUCACUUUCUUCCCAUACUGGGAUCCUCACAGUCACAACUGUAAUUCCAAACACCAUAAUCUUCUGUCAGUGGGGUAAAUAAUGGAUGCUGUUCCUCUUUUUUUUUUUUCCUCGCACAUUUAGGGUUAAAGUUGUAUAUAUGUUCCUGAUGAUAAUGCUAUUUCAUAGGAAUGUUUGGGCUUGCAGUUGGUACACGUGUUAAUAUUUAAAAUUUCAAAAUCAAUUUCUUUUGUCAAAAUAGUGACUUUACUCAAAAACUUCUUUACUUAGAUCUGUGAUAUAUUUUUAUGUAGUCUCUUGUAUGUUGACUAUGUGCUAUUCUGAUUCAUUAGGUAAGUUUGUUUUCUUUUCUUUUUAGUAGUCGUGAAAGGUGCCAAAUUGGCAGAGGCUCACGUUUCUUCUCUUUACACCAAACAGCAGAGAGAGAUCAUCAUUGCCUGAAUUUAGCUUUGUGACUACAACAGCAAGACCUGUUCCUGUCUGGAGACGACUGUUAAAAUAUCAUCCUAUCAUUUUAUGUUUGCUCUUUAUCAAUUUGAAUAGAUGUUUACAUGUACUAUAAUUGGCAUUUUGUCUCUUCACAGUUCUCUAAUUGGUACAUCCGAGUCCAGAAGUAUGUCUGAGUGUGUGCUUUGUCUGACCUUAUUCUUAAAUGUCUUCUCCCCUUACUUUAUAUCCAUUUAUUUUUUAAACACUAAGGAAAAAGACCUUUUGGUUUCCUAAUAUGAGAUAAGUUCAGUCUCAGCCACGUUGAAAAUUGUGUCUAAGAAAUCUAUAAAGCCAUGAUAUUGUGUUCAUUAGCAUGAACAAUUUAGAAUGAAGAAAAUGAUUAAAAAGUUAAGCAUGGGUUUGGUUUUAAUUUUUCUGGGUUUUAGGAUACAUUUCUGGGGUUAAGGUAGUCACUUAAAUGAUUUUGAACAGAUGCUAAAAUACUUUUUUAUACACUAUAAUAACUUGCCUAUUUCUUCUAAAUACACUUACUGAGGUUGUUGCCAAGGCCACUUACCCAAAUAAUAUUUUUAAAAAAUUUCUUAGCUCUUCAAAACCAACAAGGAGAAUAAUUUUCUUUCUUUUCAAAUAAUACAGGAUGAUCUGUGGAUUAUAAAUAUUGAGAAAUUUCUAUUAAAUGUCUGGUUUACACAGUUUGUCCAUAUUUUCCUCACUUGCAAUCAAGACAUCAAAGACAAUCUUAAAAGCAAGGGGAAAUUGUGUUGUGUGUGUAACAUUGUUAAAGAUUAUAGUUUUACUGUCUUAAAAGGUGUAUGUCCAUAUUUAUUUAUAAGCAGUGUGGCUUAAAAUUAUUUAUAAAGAGUAUGAUUAAAUCUUAUCCUAAAUAUUCACCCAAAAUACCAUUUUUUGUAAUGGGCACCAUAUAAAGACGUUUUCAGAAAAUUAAUUUCUGAGUAUUUCUUCAUAGAUUCUCAUGAGGCAUUUGAGAAGUUUGGAAGUUGUUCUUAGUAGCAGCUCUUUAUUAGAAAAGUGGAAAUUACACUUGAUUCUAUUUGCCCUUGUUUUUUUUUAGUUUCAUUCAGCCGUGCUCAUAUUUUCAUAGUUUUUGUGCCAAGUUGAUUAUUCUGCAAACACUUCUUUUUGAGUAUUCAAUGCAUUUGUCUUCGUGAAAAAUAAAAAGAAUGAACACAUCAAUCAUAAUGUAAAUUAUCUAUUUUGAUCCACAUUAGUUGACAACGGCUUCCUGAAUAUUAGGCUUGAUUUAAGGGAAAAGUACAUGUUUCAGAAAGUCUUCUAAUAUAAUUAUGACUUGGUAGCCUGCAGGGCAUUUUUAAAAUUAGACUUUUGUUUUAGUUCACAUUUGCAAACUAGCAUAUAGCGACAAGGAGUUCGGAGAUAUUUUCCCAGAUUAGUUCAGUAUUUUUUCUUUUUAAGGAAAGAAAAUUCUCUUCCCCUGUGAUAGUGAUUUACUUGCUAGGUUAGAAGCCCAAAGAACAUAGUCUGAAGAGACCAUACUUGUUAACAGUUUCAGUUGGUUCUUAGAUGUGGACCACAUACCAGCCCCCUCAACUUUACUUUGUCAUCUUUCUUUUUUCUUUCCCUUGCUUUUAAAUUAAAAACAAAAUAAAGCAAAACAAAAUUGAAUAUGCCAUUGGGAAUCAGAAAUCGAGAUGAUUUGAUUCUCAUUAAGAUCAUUGUGCUUUUUGAAAAUUUCUGUGAGAGCCAAUAGGUCAUUACAUAUUUAAAUCCUUAUAUGUUGAUUAAUUAAAGAUGAGGAUUUUCAUUAUUUCAUUUUCCUAAAUAGGAUUCUCAUGGAGCUAUGUGUAGAUAACUGUACAGAAUCACUUUUGUGUAAUUGAAGCAGUUUACCUCUGCAUGAUUGCAUUAUGGAAGCCUUUUAUAUAUCUUUAUAUUUUUCAAUAUUCUUAGAUUUUACACUAUUAGCGGCUCUAGUCAUGCUAUAUUUGUUUUUUUUAAAUAGAGUUUAUAAAUAUUUAUGCUCAAAAUACAGAUCAACUGAAUAUUUUUUGAUCUUGUUUACAAGAUAAAUAAUACUUUAAAGUGAUGCAGCCCCUCAAGUGUCUUAGGAAAAAGUUAUUGGUGCUACAAAACCUUUCAAUAUCAUUUUUGAACCUGUUAUCUAGACUUUGCUAGGCUUUAAUGUAUGAUCACUUGUGACUUACUCUAAUCUAGCAGCAUAAUUAUAAAAGUGGUCUGUGGUGAGUCAGGAAAAGAGCCCAGUCCAUUAGAAACACCCCAUAAUUUAAAGAUACGAUACAGAAUGACAGUAUGCUUAUUUGUGCCCAGCUUCCAAAAAAGAAAAUAGUCUCUUCAGUUUGUCAUUAGCUCUUUUGAUAAGAGGAAUUUAAUCUGGCUAGAAUAAAAACAACAAUACAUUCAGCAUGGCUCAGUUUUCCCAUAUUUCACAUGGAAAAUUUUUCUAGUCUUAAAUAUGGUGUAAUCCUGCUCUGCUUCAAAUUCCCAUCUGUCUUUGCUGAACAGGAGGCAGGGUAAUUCUUAAAUAUUUAUAGAACAUUUGAUGAGUUGAAAAGAGAUGUAUUAUUUACAUUGUACAAGUUUUGCGUUGGUUGUGUAGAUUGUUCUCUACAUCUAUAAGACUCAUUCCAGCACCUUAGUGAAUGUUCUAAAGAUACAAUUUUUAAGUAUCAGCAAAGCAUUCAUAGAUACUUACUUUUGAUUCUCAGAAUCCUGAACCUGUUUUGGGUGUGUUAUUACUUCAGAACAUGUUAUCUGGCACAAGAUUUCCUUUAAUAGUGGUUUAGUUGUACUCAAGUUCUGUGGAUUGUUGAACCUAAAAACACCAAAGGAGUCUUUUCUUGUCUGGAGACUGGGUUGUUCCAGUUUUUAAUACCUGUGCCCAUAAGUAUCCCAUUUCACGAAUGUGUGUUGGCAUGGGGAAAAAAUUCCCUGCUCUUUGAGUGGAGCGAAAGUAAUUGGUUAAGCUGUAGCAGCUUUUUUUUGUUUAUUUUUCAAAAUGAUAAUAAAACUUGAACUGAAAAAGGUAAAACUUGAACUAGAAAACUACUCUUGUAUGCUUAGAAUGUUUAUAGUGUUACAUGUUUAUGUGGGGUUGUCAACAUUUUUAUUAUUUAUAGUUGAAUUAUGUUGUUUUGUUUGUUAAAUAUCCAUAAUGUUUAUUAUUUUUAUAUUUUGAAAAUUUUUAAAUAAAAUAGUCUUACUAAAAACA